GCCCGCGCAGAGAGGUGGUGGAGGCGGCUGGCGGCCGCCAGGGGGCGGCGGAGACUCGGCGCUGAUUGGCGGGGCGAGGCGUGACGUCCCGGGGCGGAGGAGGCUGGGCGGGGCUUUCGCCGCUGUCAGGGGGCAGCGAUGGGGGCGCAGCUCAGCACGUUGGGUCGGUUUGUGACAUACCCGGUAUGGUUUAUCUACACCACCAUUCUGAGGUUUUUCAGGAAUCCACAUCCUGCAAUUACUCUGAAGGAUCCUGAAGUGAAGUAUGCAUUGAGGCUGAUUGAUAAGGAGGAAGUUAGUCAUGACACAAGAAGAUUUCGAUUUGCUCUCCCUUCCAUGGAUCACGUUCUGGGUCUCCCUGUAGGACAGCACAUCUACCUGUCUGCACGGAUUAAUGGGGCUCUGGUUGUUAGACCUUACACUCCAGUUUCCAGUGAUGAUGACAAGGGCUAUGUGGAUCUUGUUGCCAAGAUCUACUUUAGAGGUGUCCAUCCCAAGUUUCCUGAUGGAGGGAAGAUGUCUCAAUACUUAGACAGCCUGCAAAUAGGGGAUACUAUUGACUUCAGAGGACCAAAUGGCCUACUUGUCUACAAAGGAAAAGGCGAGUUUGCUAUUCGACCUGAAAAGAAAGCCGAACCAGUUACUAAGAAAGUGAAAUAUGUGGGGAUGAUUGCAGGUGGGACUGGAAUAACACCUAUGCUACAGAUCAUUCGAGCAAUCGUAAAAGACAAAAAUGACCCUACCACUUGUCAGCUGCUGUUUGCUAAUCAGACGGAGAAGGAUAUCCUGUUACGUUCCGAGCUGGAGGAGAUCCAAGUUCAGAAUCCCGGUCGCUUUAAGUGUUGGUACACACUGGAUAGACCACCUGAAAGUUGGGAGUACAGCCAAGGGUUUGUGAACCAAGAGAUGAUCAGAGACCACCUCCCCCCACCUCAAGAUGACGUUCUGAUCCUCAUGUGUGGACCUCCUCCCAUGAUCCAGUACGCUUGCAUUCCCAAUCUGGACAAACUGGGCUACACCAAGGACAUGAGGUUCUCCUUCUAAAGAAGGCUGGUAAUUCAGUGAUCUUGUGUAGAAGGGAAGAAAAACAUUUAAUGGGGAACAGAGAAGUGUUACAGAGAUGGCUGACGCACAGUGCUGGGAAGCUACAUUUACAUUAAAGAUGCUUAGUUUUUUUUCUGAAUCUCUGGCAAGUAAGACACUUAAGCUUAACUGUACUAAAACUCUACUCUGUGUGGCACAGAAGCAACUGUGUUGUGGAAAGGCAGUGAUGCCUGCUGCUCAGCUCCUUGCCACAUUUGUCUUAUAGAAAGAUUGUACUCCAUCUCAGGGGAGGACAGCAGAGCUGCUUAGGGCAGUAAGCAAUCAUAUACAGUGUUCUUAGUGCUGUAAUCAAGUGGCAGUAAUAUCCUACUUCCUAAUGCUGUGCAUACCCAGUAUUUUAUUUGGUAUGAAGUAUGAAAACAUAUAGACUGUGCUGGAUUUUUCAACGUGCUUAUGCCAAAAUUUUAAUCCUUACAGAGCUUUUACAGCAUGAGAGCCAGGAGUAUUUGCCUUUUACACAUAAUCUUUGCAACAUCAGAAGCUUAAAGAUGAUUGUUCAGUUGAAGGGUGACAAUUAACCAUUUCUGAGUGAGGUUCUUUAAGCUGCCUUGUUAAUCGAAACAGAGGGGUGGGCAGCAAUACAACAUUUGUUUCCUUUGUAUUUUGGAAUAGUGUAUCUUAAAUGCAAGCACUUUUCUGGCUGGUGACCCUUUUCUUCCCCGGGCAAUUAAAGAAACUACAAAAAGCAGGUGGCUUUGUGCACUGUUCCACAAAUAGCUGGAAUUUUUUGCUUGGAUGGGUGUGGGAAAGCUGGAAAAAAAAAAACCCAACAACUUUUGUAUUGACUUUUAAAUAGCAGAUGGUGCCAUGGAAGUACAAAAGAAGUUGUUCUGUAUGUCCUGUGCAGUGAAAAAAAACGGUGUGUGAGAAAACUGGAUGAAGUGUUAGUUUCUUGUUUCCCCGAGAUGGAUUUGGAACGAAGGGAGCUCAGGUUUCCUUGCCGGGGGAAGGGGGUUGAGCAGGGCGCCCAGCUUUGGCUGGGGUGCCUGUACAGGCGGGGGACUCACCCGCGUCUCUUCCUCAGGCAAAGCUCCAAAGGGCGUUGCUUGGUAAGGGUGCAUGGGAACAGCCUUAAGUCACCAAACUGACAGCGAAUGCAAAUGUCUCCCUGAAUCUAAAACUCUUUCUUAGAUGCUGUUCACUGUAGCUACCGAAGGUCUUUUUUUUAAAUAUACCGUGGGUUUUUUUUCAGCAGCCUUUUACCUGUUCUUUAAUAAACUUGUGUGCUGAACCUUCUGCUUCUAAGCAACAGAGAUGCUGCUGAGAUUAGAGUUGUCCUCCAAGGAAUCUAUGAAACUAAAAAUCUUGUUCUGGUGAUGAAAUCAGAGUGACCGAAAUGAUGUUUAGUCAUAUAUGAAGUAAUGUGGAUGCUAGUCAGCUACAGGUGUCACGUAUGAUACCAUUUUUUAAAGACUUGGGAAGCUAUUUGAGGUUAUAGCUUACCAUGUUUUCUUUGUGCCUGCACAGCAAAUGGGUACUGGGCACUUAAAAGGUUAAUUUCCAGCAUGAAUUAAAAGUACUAAAAGGUUUUCCAGUUAAUUUAAGGCACCUCAAAUGGAUAAUACUGUUAUUAACUUAAUUAAUUAGACGCUUGCCUCUGAAGUCUUGCAUUUUUGAUGUGCACUUCUGAAACUUUUUUCUUUAAUACCAUGCUCCAAAGUUCAAACAAUACUCAAGGAAGUUUCAAUCCCUUUUUCAAGAGGCAAAAAGAGAAAUAUGAGAGAAAUUAUCUUGCUGCUGGUUUAUAUCACUGUGGGAUCUGCAUAGAUUUUUGUUUUUUCAUUAUUGUAUUUAAUGAAGUUUUCUUGUACAAAAAAAAACAAACUACUGGCUGGUUCUGCAUCAACUGUUUUGUGUUGCUUACUCUGCUUAUUCAGUUGGUGCUUUUUUUCUGUAUAAGAAAUAAAGUAUCUUGCAGGUGAUUCACUGGUGUGUCACUGAGCAAAUCACCUUCAACCUUGUAAAAGACAAACAACUUAUAAAGUCAAAAUUAAAAACAAACAUAUGAAAGCCUGUGAGAUUUGCUUUCCGAAGCGCUUAUCUCUUUUGUUUGAGUUUGGUGAAAACUGCUGUAUUUUGAUUCUGAGUCAAAGAGUAACAUUCUCAGUUUUUCUCCGUAUCACUCUAAUCUAUUCUUUUUACCUUUAUUUUGUACAUCUUCCUUGUGAAUAUGAGGCUCUUUUAAUAAAUAAGAGGCAUUUUAUAUAAUCUACUGAAACAAAA
This is a messenger RNA of Columba livia (rock pigeon), 3327 nucleotides long. RefSeq names its product NADH-cytochrome b5 reductase 3. Lineage: Eukaryota; Metazoa; Chordata; Aves; Columbiformes; Columbidae. The transcript has 9 exons. Gene Ontology annotation, molecular function: oxidoreductase activity. The coding region runs from base 139 to 1044 and encodes 301 amino acids. The record is from RefSeq and is a predicted model, not a curated record.